Messenger RNA from Ochlerotatus camptorhynchus, 5153 nucleotides. Its product is annotated as chitin synthase chs-2-like. Gene Ontology annotation, cellular component: cell periphery; cell septum. Gene Ontology annotation, molecular function: chitin synthase activity. Bases 353 to 5074 code for a protein of 1573 amino acids. The transcript is spliced from 9 exons. Lineage: Eukaryota; Metazoa; Arthropoda; Insecta; Diptera; Culicidae. The record is from RefSeq and is a predicted model, not a curated record.
UCGCUAUCAAGUGUGGCACUCAACGCGCGGUGCUAAUUGAAUUCAGCAUCGGCAUUCGUGUCACGACGCCCAUACACUCGCGUGUUCAAUUCUGUUCGAACGCCAAGUGGUACAAGUUUAUUGGGAAAAUAUUUGCAUUUCUGCUGGUUGCUUCAAGGGUGCGAUCCUUGUUCGGUGCUGAUCUCUUGUUGUUUGCAGUUUGCUGUCACAUUCAACGGAAGAAAAUGGUUCAUGAAGAUAGUUUUGAUUGAUUGUAUUCAGACGAGAAAAGUCACACUGUUCUAGUUAAGAAAGUGCAAUAGUUUAUAUUAGUGUAAAGUUCAAGCUGGGAAAUAAGUGAAAAGAAAUCAAGAUGAAGAACGCCGGGAAUAAUCUGCAUUACUUUACCGACUCUUCGGACGAUGACGAUGAAGAAACGACGAUGAUUAAAAAGGUUCAGCAGGACAACAAGCUGUGGGACUCGUUUCAGGAUCCGCCGGUCCAGCAAACGUCUGGCUCGGCUGCCAGUCAGGACUAUCUGAUUGUGUUCAUCAAGUGCCUCAAAGUGUUUACGUACAUCUUCGUCUUCCUGGUUACGCUGGCGGCCAGCUGCUUCUCCAAGAUGUCCUUCCUGCUGAUGACGUCCAACGUCCGGGAGGGUACGAAAAAUCGAUUCUGUGACGUGAGACAACCAGACAAACAGUUUGAGGCCUUCAUUCCAACGGAGCAACGCAUCGGAUGGAUGUGGGCCAUCAUCAUUUCGUUUACCAUUCCGGAAGUUGGAACAUUGAUUCGAGCUUCCCGUAUAUGUUUCUUCAAAAACAUUUCACGACCCACGUGGGGCCAACUAAUGGCCGUUAGCAUUAUGGAGGGUUUCCAUGUGACAGGAUUGGCCAUGUUGGCAUUCCUCAUCUUUCCAAAUUUGGACGCCGUCAAAGCGGUGAUGCUGACCAACUGCAUCUGCUUGGUUCCGGGAGUUCUUGGACUGCUGUCUCGCUCAUCGUCGGAGUCCAAGCUUCCAUUCAAGUACACAAUCGACGUGCUGGCAAUCAGUGCACAGGUGACGGGAUUCGUAGUGUGGCCCAUGUUGAAUAACACGUUCGAAUUGUGGUUUAUACCGGUGGCGCUGUUCCUGGUAUCGUGCCACUGGUGGGAGAACUACCUAUCGCUGAAGAGCUACUUUCGACCAUUCGCUGCAUUGGCCACAAUUCGGGAAAAACUAACGGAAUCUCGUUACUUCACCUAUCUGUUCAUAUCACCGUUCAAAAUACUGCUGUUCAUGGGAGCCGGAGUGUACCUGUCCGGUCAGACGGUGUCCGAUUUUUUCACCAUGUUCAGCCCCGGCUGGGGUAACCACACGAUCGUGGUUCGCGAGAUGGAAGCAAUCCUCAAUGAGAAAUUUCCGGAUUUAAGCUCGAUAACGUCCGACCUCGAAGUGUUGGAGAUAUUCCCGGAUAAAAAUGCUGUCCUUUGGAUCACAGUGAUGCACGUGAUCUGCUCAUAUUUCUGCUACAUAUUCAGUAAAUUCUCCUGCAAAAUUCACAUCCAAAGCUUUUCGAUGGCAUUCCCCGUCAAUCUGACCGUUCCGGUGACGGUAACGCUGCUGCUGGUGUUCUGCGGCCUUCGUGAAGCGGACGUGUGCGCAUAUAAUGGAAUUCUACCGGAUUACCUGUUCUUCCGGAUGCCACCGAUCUACUACCUGUUCGACUAUGUCAUCAACGAAUUCUCCUGGCUGUGGUUGUUAUGGCUUCUGUCGCAGACCUGGAUUACGCGGCACCUGUGGAUGCCCAAAAGCGAUCGUAACGCAUCCACUGAGAAGCUCUUCAUCACUCCGAUGUACAACAGUCUACUGGUAGAUCAGAGCGUAGCAAUGAACCGGAGACGUGAAGAUCAGGAGGACUUCGUUAAGAAGAUUGACAUGGUCAAAGUGAAGGACACCGAAAAGGCGAACGAAAUCGACGCCAAGGCAAACGAGCGGAAGAACGAUACGAUCAAGCCGUACGACAGGAUUCCGCAGAUCUUCAUCUGUGCAACCAUGUGGCACGAAACCAAGGAAGAGCUGAUGGAGUUCUUGAAGUCCAUUCUGCGCUUGGACGAGGACCAAUGUGCCCGCAGAAUGGCCAUGAAACACAUUCAAACAUCCAAGGUGGACAUUGAUCAGGACUAUUACGACCUGGAAACACACAUCUUCUUCGAUGAUGCCUUCGUAAACGACAAAAGCAAGUGCGAAAGUGCCAACGAUUCACCGCUCAACUCCUACGUCAAGAUGCUGGUCAACAACCUCGAAGAUGCUGCCCUGGAGGUGUACAAAACCAAGAUGCGCAUCUAUUCGCCGACUAAGAUCGUCACUCCGUACGGUGGCCGACUGACCUGGACGCUGCCCGGAAGAACCAAAAUGAUCACUCAUCUCAAGGAUAAAAACAAAAUCCGACACAAGAAACGCUGGUCCCAGGUAAUGUACAUGUACUACCUUCUGGGCUACAGGAUCAUGCAGCUGAACACCUCAGCCGAACGGAAGAUGGUGAUCGCACAGAAUACGUAUCUCCUUGCACUGGAUGGGGACAUCGAUUUCCAACCGAAAGCCGUUUCCCUACUGGUAGAUCGGAUGAAGGUCGAUCCGGACCUGGGAGCUGCCUGUGGACGAAUCCAUCCCGUUGGCACCGGCCCUAUGGUGUGGUAUCAGAUCUUCGAGUAUGCGAUCGGUCAUUGGUUGCAGAAAGCUACCGAACACGUCAUUGGGUGCGUUCUGUGUUCACCUGGAUGUUUUUCCCUGUUCCGAGGUCGAGCUCUGAUGGAAAACUCCGUCAUGAAAAAGUACACCACCAAGUCCGAUCAGGCCCGGCACUACGUCCAAUACGAUCAGGGUGAAGAUCGUUGGCUGUGUACACUGCUGCUCAAACAAAAAUUCAGAGUCGAAUACUCGGCUGCCUCCGAUGCGUACACUCAUGCUCCGGAAGGCUUUAACGAGUUCUACAACCAGCGCAGACGUUGGGUGCCGUCAACCAUGGCAAACAUCUUCGAUCUUCUUGGGGAUGCCAAGCGAGUCGUCAAGACCAACAACAGCAUCUCGAUGCCCUACGUUAUCUACCAGUCCAUGUUGAUGUUCGGUACCAUCCUUGGUCCAGGAACGAUCUUCCUUAUGAUGGUCGGUGCUUUGGUAGCUGUAUUCCGAAUCGACAUCUGGACGUCCUUCCUGUGGAACGGAAUUCCACUGGCUGCCUUUAUGGCUAUUUGCUUAUGGAUGAAGCAAAAAUACCAGCUGAUGGCUGCAUUCUUUAUCUCAGCUAUCUACUCGCUCGUGAUGAUGGCCGUAUUGGUCGGUAUCAUAAUGCAGGUCAUGGAGGAUGGUAUACUUGCUCCGUCCUCGGUGUUCUUCAUGGCCAUUGCACUGCAGAUCGUUGUUACGGGGCUCCUGCAUCCCCAGGAAAUGGAAGCCCUCCCAGCUGGUCUAGUGUACUACAUCACAAUCCCGUCCAUGUACAUGCUGUUGGUUAUUUAUUCGGUGUUCAAUAUGAACGACGUUUCGUGGGGGACAAGGGAAAAUCCAACCGAAGCUCCUGCAGCGGCGCCGGCUCAAAAGGUUCCACAAGGGAAGAUGAACAAACUGAUGGGUUAUCUUAGGUCCGGCGAUCAAGAAGAUGAAGGUUCGAUCAACUUUUCCGUGAGUGGGCUGUUUAGCUGUCUGUUCUGUACCCAUCCGAAGUCCAGUGCCGAAAAGGAACAGAUGGUGCAGGUUGCCGGUUCACUGGCGGAUAUCAACUCCAAGAUGAAGGAUCUGGAAAUGAAAUUAACCGGCACCGUCACCGUAGUGAGAUCCGACGACGAAGACGACGUUGAUGAAAUGGGCUGCCUUGACAUGCACCACCGCCAGGAAGGUGGUUCACCGACCGGAGUCUCCUCGCCAAUGCAGACCGUGAAGAACUCCGAGAUGGAGGAGCCGGAAAAGCAAAUCAACUAUCUCCCCGAUUGGCUGUACGACGUGGAUCUCCGCAACGGUGACACCGAAACCAUUUCCGCCUCGGAGGAACAGUUCUGGAUCGAACUGAUCGAGAAGUACCUCAAACCGUUGGAUCUCUCGGACAAACAGAAGGCCGAAAUGAAAUCCCAGCUGAAGAACCUCCGUGAUCUGGCCGUGUUUGCCUUCGUCAUGGCGAAUGCCCUGUUCGUGUUGGUCAUCUUUCUGCUGCAGUUGAACAAGAAGGAUCUGCACAUCCAGUGGUGGUUCAAUGCCAAGAACACCAUCAGCUUCGACGAGAGCACCGUAGAAAUCGUCGUCCGACGGGAGUACCUGGAGAUCGAACCCAUCGGGUUGGUGUUUGUGUUCUUCUUCGGGCUGAUCCUGGUCAUUCAGUUUGUGGCUAUGUUGAUGCAUCGAUUCGGGACGAUCUCGCAGAUUUUGGCAUCUACCCAGCUGAAUUGGUACUGUUCGAAGAAGGCAAAGGACAUGUCGCUGGAUGCGGAACUGCGGGAGAAUGCCGUGGAAAUUGCGAGGAGAUUGCAACGACCGAAGCCGCAGUGGGAUGAAGAGGACUUGGAAGAUGACCAGAAGGCGAUCGGGAGGAGGGAUACGAUCCACAGGAUUCUGUACCAGCACAAGAACAAGCAGGAUUGGAGUAAUUUGGAGGCGAAUUUCAAGCGAAACUACUACAAGGAUGGUGAUCUCAACCUGGGUGGUCGAUUGACGCUGAGCAGAAAGACGCUGAACGUACUGGACACGAGAAGGAAGUCAAUGGCCGAGCAGAGAAAGAUCCGAAAAUCCAUUCUCCAGGGACAGAAUCCUUACGAUACGGCUGGAGAUUUGUGGUAUCAGGGUAGUCCCGAUAGUGGACUGAAUCAAAGAAAGAGCCUGUCUCCGCCUGGCUACAGCGGUCCGCCAACAGGAAGAGGCUCGAACGGUAACCAGUACAAUCAACCACCGAACUUUGAACGUGGAAACCAAGGCAUGAUAAAUUAUGCCUACCAGAUCGAUGAAGAGCUAGAGGAUUAUUCCGAAGAGGAGGAGGCCAUGGACUUUGAACGACCUACUAUGCAGAUGGAGAUGACCGAACGACCGACCGGCAAGCCCAAGCGACAGAGUCGGGUAGCGUUUGCUUAAAUUUUAAUUCUUCCAACACCAUUGUUGCCAUAAUUUGUAAUAGAAAAUAUUUUUUGAACAUCACACAAAACCAAGAGUU